UGACGUUCGAAUCUGUCCCUACCGAGGUGUGAGCUGGUCUCCCACGGUCAAAUUACAGAUCCAGUCCGAUUCUUCCAGUGUGAACAGGAUCCAUCCACAUUAUCGUGGUGAUGUGGAUGAGUUAACCGCGGAACACAAGUACUCGUGCUCAACAACUAUCAGCUCAGUAGAGCUUGGUUUUCCUUAGGAAAUUCCCAAGCUAGUAUUUUAUAACAUAUAUGGACUACCACCGAUUCUCUGAAGACUGAUCACCCACUUAUCAACUUAACCGAAGCUAGCAGUACACCUAUCUUGGCCUUCAAGCGCACUAGAUCAUAGUCAUACAGUCUACUCAAUCUUCGAAACUUACAAUUGGUGUCACCAUGGAGUCCUCGCGAUCCUCAUUAGCCUCGAAUAAUACUCGCGGUGGCCAUGCAUUUUCCGACCGCAAGACCAUGCCUCAGCUGGAUACUCUCAUCUCGCAUCUCGUGGCCGCCAAACGCUCCCUUUCUUCCAUCAAUCAUGUUUGGCGGGCCAAUGAAAUUGUCACUGCCGCGCGAUCAGCCCUCGAAGAAAGCGUCGUCGUUUCAUCCAGAACGGGCUUCCUCCGUCGAGGUCUGAAUAAUCAGCUUCGGCUGCUCUACGAUGUCCGGUCGGAGGUAGAGCUUAUCUCGCAUCGUGGGCGACAGGACUUCUCGGAUGCAUUGAAAAGUCUUGAUGCUGCAGAUGCGCGUCUUCGGAGUACCUUGGAUCUUCUGCGGAAUACCAUCGUCCACGCUUCGUUCCGACCUAAAGACGAAGAACCCAAGUCUCUGCAUGACUUUGUCGAUGAGCGUGGCGUCGAGGAGCUGCAUGCCGCCAUGAAGAGCUCUAUCGAUAGAACAAAUGCAGCCCGGGCAGAUCUCGAUACCUCAAAUCGUGAGUUUGACGACGAGCUUCAAUCCAUUAAACAAGCGCUUCGGCAUUAUCGGUCGGCUACUAGACUGGCCUCUUCUCGAGCCUCUGCAUCUUCAUCCUCGUCAUCGACCUCGGAUUCCGAUCUUCUCGCACUCUCAACGAUGCCCACUAUGCUCCAAUCGCUGGAAGGACAUGCCCAAGAGAUGGCUGGUCUCCUCGAAUCCCUUGUGCGCCACUUUGAUCUUUGUGUCACUGCAGUGAAGCACACUGAAGGCGGCGGCGCGGCUGCCAGAUCCAUCACAGGAGACAUGCCAGCCGAGGUCCAGGGCAACCAUGACGCGAUGCCGCAUAUCGGUGAGGAGAUCCACGCGAAUCUGAAUGCUCCCUUGGACCCGUUAAGCGACUCGGAGUAUUUGGAAAUGGUCAAUGUGCUGGUGAAAGAUGCCCUGGAAGCCGAGGACGUUGUCAUGGAGAUUCAAGAUCGUAUAAACGAAAUGGAGUCUAUUCAUGAGCAGGUGAAUUCUCAGCGGGAUGCACUCACUGCAAUCUCCAAUGCGACGCUCGAGGUUCACCAGCACUUGUCAACAUUGGCUUCGACCCGCCUCCCUCGUUAUAUUUCCCAGGCACACAACUUCACUAGGGUCUGGAACGAGGAAAACGAGCGUAUCAACGCCGGUCUAGGGGAGCUGUCUGACUUGCACUCCCUCUACGACGGGUUCCUCAAUGCUUACAACAGCCUGAUACUUGAAGUGAACCGUCGAAGCCAGAUCCGCUCUCGUGUGGAGAAGGUCCUCCGUGAUACACGGAACAAACUGAAUCAUCUUUACGAUGAAGACGUUACCGCCCGAGAGGCGUUCCGCGUCGAACAGGGUGAUUUCCUUCCCUCGGAUAUCUGGCCGGGCAUUGGUCGUGCACCCAUGCAGGUCCAGUUCCAUCGCAUUGCUGGCGGUCAGCUGGAAGGCGUACUCCAUGAAGCACGAGACGCUGAGCAGCAGCAUAGCCAAGCCCAAAUGGCUGCUGAAAGCACCAACCGGGAAGUCAUCGACGAGGCUGCGGAGGGUGAAAUUAUUCCCAACCUGCCGAAGGACGUCGUUGAUCAAGCAUACGCUCGCCUCCAAGCGCGAACUCGGGCCUUUGCUUGAAGGCUUGCAUAUCCAAUGCAGACGGCUGCAAUUUACCUACUCACUUCUUUGCUGAUAGUAUUACUCAAUAGUUCAUGGAUACCGUGUUGUUCAGGUGACAAACUCGCGGCUUAUUUGUUAGAUUCUUAUCUAACUAUCUUCCCAGUCCUUUUACAUUGAAUGUGAUUUCAGCCUAGGUCUUUCAUGAUAGCGUCGAAUUCAAUAUUCUUUUCUCGGUGUGUUUGGUUGCUGACCCGAAUGAUGAAAGCCAAUCGGUCUGACUUCCCAUUCAAGAUCUUCCUAUGGACCUGCCAAGCUCUCCAUGGGUUGAUGCAUACUCCAGCGCUUAUGCGUAGGAUGUAAGCACUGCCACAAGACGAGGCUGGCACCAUCAGGUUGUGACAAUGGAUAGGCAUGAUUCACAAAGAGAGCUCUGAUGGGUAAUUCUAGUCCACGCCAUAUGAAAUUAAAAAAAAAUAU
This is a messenger RNA of Penicillium brasilianum, 2477 nucleotides long. The record is from the annotation of a GenBank genome assembly. Lineage: Eukaryota; Fungi; Ascomycota; Eurotiomycetes; Eurotiales; Aspergillaceae.